Molecule: messenger RNA, 312 nt
Organism: Dreissena polymorpha
Lineage: Eukaryota; Metazoa; Mollusca; Bivalvia; Myida; Dreissenidae
Product: ras-related protein Rab-15-like
Exons: 4
Coding region: 1-312 (103 amino acids)
Molecular function (GO): GTPase activity; GTP binding
Source: RefSeq, a predicted model, not a curated record
AUGAUCUCCAAGCGAUAUGACCAUCUCCUGCGCUUGUUUCUGGUGGGAGAGACAGGGGUUGGGAAAACUUGUUUGCUAUGCAGGUUUUCUUCGGAUGAUUUCAACUCUUCACAUAUUUCAACAAUAGGUAUUGACUUCAAGACGAAGAUGAUUGAUAUUGAUGGUCAGACUGUGAAGGUGCAAGUUUGGGACACUGCAGGUCAGGAGAGAUUUGGGGCAAUAACCAAGCAGUUCUAUAGACGUGCACAGGGUAUACUACUUGUAUUUGACGUUUCCAGUAGAAAAUUUAUUAAUCUGUUCCAAGAUGGUUAA